AUGGAUAUGGACCUCCAGUGGACACAAAGCAAGGAAGCCGAGUCGUGGCGCUCGAAGUUGAGAUUUUUGAGGCCUCCCAGUGGAGACGUCAUGGAGGAAUUACGCGCCAUGAAAGAAAAGGCGAUGCCAGAGACUCCAAACGCAGAGAAGCUCAGUUGGCAUCCCUUGGAGAGAAGUCCCAUGUGGGCCUUCUCCCUCGAAGAUUUGCUGCGGCCUGUAUGGUACAGACUGGUGGGCCCGGAACACUGGAAGUCGGUGGUGCCCGUGGUGGGCCGCCGCUACCCCGAUGAACUCUACAGCUUCGUGCGCGGCUGCGGGCUGUUGGGCAGCAGCGUCCGCGCAGACACCGAGGCCAAGAUUCAGGAGUUGCGAAGCUGCCCUGGGCAAGGGGCCCGGGCAACCGGCGCAACCGGGCAACGACAGCCAGGAUGGCAGCCCUUCCUGGCUUCCUUGCGUCCGAAGCCGGGGCUCUCGCACGAGAAAGCGCGCAUCACGGAUUUCCAAACGGAACAGGACCUGGAGUACCCGGCCCUGGGCUAUGAGGGCGACUGGCGCAUCUGCAGCGCUCCAGCGGAGUUGCAGCCCUUGCUGUCGCGGCCCAACUUUCAGCUCUUGGACAACAAGUCGGAACCCAGGCAUGCGCAGCCAAAGUUGCUGCAUCAGUUGCGCCCUGAGCAAUUGAGAUCUUUGUAUUGGAUGGUACAGCAGGAAGAGAACUGCAUUCUGACCAUGAUCUACCGCUGCUAUUGGCAAAGGUUCCGUCCGGACGAGGCGGCCCCCAAGAGCUUAGCGGUAGACUGGACCUUGGACUGUCGCGUGAUUGCCUCCUUUGGGGCCCAUGGCGGCGUGCUGGCAGAUGAAACACCUGGGCAACGGAUCGACCGUGUUCGUGAUACGCAGAUGGGCUAUGGCAAGACGGUCUUAGCUAUUGCUUUGCAUGAUGUUCGACAGGAGGGUGAAUAUUUGGAAGUACCAGAGGUGGAGGCUUUGACCAGCUUCCAAUCUCCAGCCACCUUGAUCUGCAUCCCUCCACAUCUUCAUGCACAGUGGCAGCAAGAGAUCAAAAAGUUCACCGGGAACACGUACAAGGUGUUGGACCUCUCCAAGAAGGCAGACUUGCAGAAGAGCACAGUGAGGAGCUUCCUGGAAGCUGACCUGGUCCUCUGCAACUACGAGCUCUUGCGAUCCAUGGCCUACAUCCAGCGCCGCGCCCACUUGGCACAUCUGGUGUGUCCAGAUCAGGAUAUGUGGAGCGUGGCAAGUGGUGAACGUGAUGGGAGCAACUUCAACUUCAUGGAAAAACUUCAGAUGGGCAUUUCCUCCUUCGUCUCCAAUCCAAGCACACACGCGUGGUCAACGGCCUCGAAGGAGAGCUGGUCCUCGAUGAGUUUCCCCGUGCUGGAGAUGUUUUUCUUCCGGCGCGUCAUCUUUGACGAGCUGCACGAGUUGCAGGGAGAGACUAAAGGAGACAUGAGUGCGAUCUAUCACCUCCGUUCUCAUCAUUUCUGGGGCCUCACUGCUACGCCAUUGAUGGCGAGCUGUCGCCACGUCAGUCAGAUGGCCAAGCUCCUCCGUGUGGACGUGGCCGGCCCUGGCAGUCACCUGCUCUCCGACUUCGACGCCGCGCUGCGCGAGAACUGCCAGCGCUUCCUGGACGGCUGCGUGCGGCGCAACACAGCGGAGGUUCCGAAGAUCGCGGUGAAGCAGCACUUGAGGUUGGUGAAACACACGCCACAGGAGAGAGCGUUGUACCUCUCAGCGUGUGCAGAUGUUUGGAGCAACACACUUCAAAGAAACCAACGACUGCUGAUUCUGUGCUCUCACUUCAGUGACCAAUUGCUUGGAGAACAAAGUGCCAACGAGGCAUGUGGCAAUCUGGUGAGCCGUCGCCGGCAAGGCUCUCAGAUUGCGCUGCAGCGCUUGGAGGUGGCAGCGCGGUGGUGGGAGGCACUACGAAGGUUGGGGAGCAAGCUGAACACGCAGGCCCUGGAGGCCUCGGCCUUGGGCCGUUCGGAGGAAGCCAAGGGCGUGCUGAGCGAGGUGCAGCGGAAGGCCUUCGCAGAAAGUGUAGAGGAUUUGACGGCUGUCAGAAUGGAAGGGGAGCCUUGGUGUGCCCGGGUGAAGCGCGCCCUCUCCAGCGAAAAUUCCGUGGCCCAGUCCGGCUGGGCGGAGCGUUGUGAGAGCGCCCUUCGCUCAGCCCUGGAGUCGUUCUUGGAGGCACAAGCGCAAUUGAAGUUCCUUGAGAAGACCCUGGAGCUGAUUGGAAAGGACAAAGAGCGCAGCUGUGUGAUUUGCUACCAGGAGAACUUGGAAUUGGAACAGCUUGGCAUUACGCCUUGCGCCCAUUACUUCUGCUUGCCCUGCUUGACGCAGCAAGUUGAGAGAAACCAGCGCUGUGGCGUGUGUCGCCAUCCGUUGAAGUCACUAGGUCCUGAUGAAAUGGUUUGA
Messenger RNA from Cladocopium goreaui, 2448 nucleotides. The record is from the annotation of a GenBank genome assembly. Lineage: Eukaryota; Dinophyceae; Suessiales; Symbiodiniaceae.